GGCUGGGCUGGGUUGGGUUGGGUUGAGCUGGGCUGCCCUGCCAAUGCGUGCGUGGCUGUAACAUGAGGACACUGUUGGGAGGUGGAGUUUUUUUUUGAGCAAAUGCAGGAAAGGCAACACGGAAAAAGAGAGCUGGGAGGAGUCCGAGAGAAAGCGAGAAACACGGAGAGAAAGAGAGCCAGAGGUCAAAACGGAUGGGAGUGUGGACAGAGCGUGGACACCAUGGCAGAUCACUGCAGACGGCUGAAAAGGGACUCUGCCUUUCUCACCGGCAAAGGCAAUCUAGACCCCAAUCUCGUAGACAAAAUUGUUCUGCACCUGUACAGGAUUUACCCCCAGAUCCUGAACGAGACGGAGGCUGAAAAGUUCAGGAAUUUACAGACUCCGCUGGGAACCAGGAUCUCGGAGCUCCUGGAUCACCUCCCCACGAAGAACAACCGAGCGUGUAAGGAAUUCUACAACGCUCUGGAGUUGAACAACGCCCAGGUCUACGCCAGUCUGCCCAGCAGAAAGUCCCCCGAAGAAUCAACGAGAACACCAGCAAUAUACUCGGAUGGGCCCAAAAGAGAAAAAUACGUUCUGAAUAACAGGGACCCCAUGUUCUUCCUGGCCUGCUUCAGUGUGGCAGCAGGAUUGGCGCUCUUCAUGUAUUACUGUAAGGAAGACACUAAGUUUGAAGGCACAGCGAAGAAGAUCUUGGGCUUCUCAACCCUGGGAGUGGGGAGGCAAGCGAGGAGAUACCUGCUGGCGUAUUUGGAAGAUCAAACCAAGGGGAGCUAAUAGCUAAAGCCUAAUUACCUCCGCACCCAGGGAGGCUCUACACUACGCAGUGCUGCUCUUCCAACUGUACCAAAGAGAACUAUUUUCGUGCACUUAUAUUUGAAGUAGAAGAUGCCGCCCAUUAUUAUCAUAUCGCUAUCUUUUCAGGGCUGGUGCCUGGGACUCUACCAAAAACCCAACCAUGUUGCAAGCAAAGCAUAAGCCGUCCUUAUUAACUAAGCCAUUACCUCUGGUGCCCACGCACUGCUGGCAGCUAACCCAUACCAAAGAGCAAUUAUAUUCCAAUGUCCUUCCCCUUUCUCUGUUAAUGGGAGUGAACCCGAUGAUGGUUUAAGCCUUCAGCGUUUUGAGUAUUGCACAGAUGUUUUUUGUCUCUCUCGUCACCCGGGUGUCUGACACAUUCGGAAACCCAUCACCGUGCUUAAGAGUCACCAAACCGGGAAUGGGAGUUCCAUAUGUGUAUGCCACCUCCAUGUGGAAAUUUCUCUGUGUCUGGAAUGGAAAGCGCUCUCUCUCUCUCUCUUCCCAGAGGAACGCUUACCUUAUCAAGGAGAGUGUUUGGCGCAGAUCAGCAAGAGCCAAGGCUUGGGGAUCUUGGGAGUAUGUGUUGAGGUAGCUACUGGAGUCGAACCAGCUAAAACUACGUGAACAUAUGAGGUCUGACCGUUCUGUGAAUUGGGGAAAGGGAGUGGGGGCUGGAGGGGAGGUGAAUCAUCAGCCUGGAGAGUGCGGUGCAGAUUCCGGCUGAGCUCCAAGCAGGGGUGAGUCCACUUGUUCCACCCGCAGUGAGACAAGACGCGGAAAAGUCAGACUUUACCUUGACUCGACGAAGCUGACGUGAAGCUGUCUCUCAGGAUUAAACUGCACAAUGGCCCAGCCAACAAUUUGGUCCAUGUAAUUUGGUCGUUCACCUCCUGGUUGGUUUGUGUGUCAGUGUGUGUGUGUGUGUGUGUGUGUGGGUAUGGGUGGGGGGGAACCUUGAUACAAAUGAUCUUGUCAUGUUUUGCCUACAAAAUACACAGUCACUGCACUUGACAGCGACUGCAUUGCAGUGUCAAACAUGCAAGGAUUAUUGCUGUUAUUUUACCAUUGAAGCCAAGAUUGAGGAGAAUGAAGGACAUCUCGGGGCUGAUGUGGAUCAGACACUUCUUUGCUUAGCUGCUCCCAAAUGACGACUGUCUGUGGGACGCUGCUGUGCGC
Messenger RNA from Callorhinchus milii (elephant shark), 1980 nucleotides. Its product is annotated as caspase recruitment domain-containing protein 19. The record is from RefSeq and is a predicted model, not a curated record. Lineage: Eukaryota; Metazoa; Chordata; Chondrichthyes; Chimaeriformes; Callorhinchidae. Gene Ontology annotation, cellular component: mitochondrion. Gene Ontology annotation, biological process: regulation of apoptotic process. The transcript is spliced from 6 exons. Bases 103 to 780 code for a protein of 225 amino acids.